CCUGAGGGAGGCAUUGACUGUGGUCCUUUUGGUAGUUUCCUUCUCUUUUUUUCAGGGAUUUCAAGUUUAUUUCCUUCGGAGACUAACCAUUCCAUUUGUUUUCAGUUGAGCCACGAGGAUUAGAAGAAGAGAUGGACAAUUACCUUCUGCUCGGUCACUUCGUUGCAGGGAGGAAGAGUAAGAGGGACGCGACCAAGCAAAGCAGAAGCAGGCGCUCUUCCUCUCAUGGCGAAGAUAGUCCUCCUCGUGAGCAGGUCGUGAUCGAGGUGGAGGACCAGGAUGAUGCAGCCCUGGAAACGGGGACGAUGGCGAUCAACUCCCCGGCGCACUCUCUGAUGCUGGGUGGCGACCUAGCUGGGUGGUCCCAGGGAGCCUUCUCAGAGCGACCUCCUUCAUCACCCGUAGUGCCCUACGAGGUGGCGACCGAGGGUCGCUCAACGAGGUUCAACAUUCCGCCCCCGUCCCCAAGUCUAGGGGACGUGCAGCUGGAGACCCUGGUCACUCUGGACGCGCAAGAUCGGGCUCGCAUCUCGGCCGGUUCUGAGGAUGACCUCAACAACACGGUUCUCCUGAAGCUUAGCCAGGCUACGCUGGGGAUGAUCGAGCUCGUUGGCCGGAGGCAAGACCGCCAAGCAACGAUGGAUGAAGCGAGGAAGGCCGCAGAAGAUAAGCAGAGAGAGCUGCACGAGGAGGUCGCUCACCUCGCAAGGGAGUUAGAGGAGGAGAAAGGUCGCUCCGCCGUCAUUGAGACUAAGAACGCCUCCUUAUCUUCUGAAUUGGGGUCCGUUUCUGCUCGCGUAGCUGAGUUGGAGGGGGAGAAGACCGAUCUGAUCCAGCAGCUGGAGGUAGAGAAGAGCGACCAGGUCCGCCGCAUGGAGGAGGCGAUCGAGUCGUUCAAAUCUUCUCCUGAUUUCGCUGCGGUCGCUAUGGAGCAGAUGGACAAGCUGGUGGCCGAAUGGCUCAAAAUCGAGCCCGGGGUCCAAUGGAUGAACAAGGAGGGAAAGAAGUCCUUCAAUUGCGGACUCUUUCGUGCUCAACAAGUUUUCCGCAACAAGCUAGCCCGGUUCCCUAAGGGAUUCUCCUUCCCCGACCUUGAUUUUCCCCCUCCUUGUCGUGCCUUGGCUGAGUUCGACCCCAGUCCUUACUUGGACGAGGGGAGCUCAAGUGCCUCUAACGAGGAAGAAGAGGAAGCUGCGCUGGACGACCAAGGUGGGUCGGGCGACCAGAACCCUGGGGCCAACCCAGCGGCGUCCAAGGCGGGUGGAAGCGCUAGCUUGGGCAUCUGAUUUACCUCCUUUCCCUUGUCUUUCUUACCUUUAAACUUGUAAGACUUGUGAUUUUUUGGAACGCUUUGGUGCUUUGAUACAAUAUCCCAUGUUUGAUGUUUUGCUUUAUUCAUCUCGUGCCUUUACUUUCAUUGUG
This is a messenger RNA of Cuscuta campestris, 1422 nucleotides long. The record is from the annotation of a GenBank genome assembly. Lineage: Eukaryota; Viridiplantae; Streptophyta; Magnoliopsida; Solanales; Convolvulaceae.